Messenger RNA from Diabrotica balteata, 2032 nucleotides. The record is from the annotation of a GenBank genome assembly. NCBI's taxonomy places the organism in Eukaryota, Metazoa, Arthropoda, Insecta, Coleoptera, Chrysomelidae.
AUUUAUGUAAACAUUACAUAAUUUGAUGACGAAACGUAAAAAUAUAUAAAGAAAAAGAAAUCAGCCAUGUCUCUGAUAUGUACCUACCUUUUCAUAUCUACAAUGAUAAUGGUGAUGAAGGAGCAUGAGGAAAUCACACACGUUAAGAAUUUAUCACAGAAGAUGAGAUAAUAUAAAGAAAGGUAAAUUUUGCAGGUUAAUCAAUAAACGUCAGUGCUCAAUAUGUAAUAAAUGCAAAAUAUGUAUGAAAAAAUGGUAAUUUUCAAAUAGUUUCAUGGUAAUGGUAAUUUGAAUAGUCAGAUCAAAGUUGAAUUAUCAGAAAAAAUGUAUUGUUAUUAUCAAUGUUCAUUAAAAGUAUAUAAAAAACAAACUGAAUUUUUACAUUGAAAGUGUUUGGAGAAAAAUAUACCUUUUAUAGAUAUCUACAUAAAUUGGGCUUUGAUGCAUUACAGUUAGGAAGUAUAGAUUGGAAAUUGUUUUUCAUUAUUUAAUGAAAUAAUGCCAAUAAGUCGUUUAGAUGUAGUAUAUAGAAAACUUCUGUUAUCUAAAUUUUUCACAAAAGGAUGGGGGUCAGCUGAUAAUUUACAAAGAUUGUUCAAAUUUCGAAAAAUAAUAUCCAACAGAGAUCGUUCUUAUAGAUUAGUGCCAAACACUUAUCCUAUCAAAAUAUUAAAUAUCGCGAAGAAAACUGACUGUAGAAUAAUAGAAGGCAAAUUCCGAAGCCCUUUUGCUAAUUUCCUACCUGGGCUAGUACCUGAAGCAGUACAAGAUUGCUAUUUUCAAAUGUUGCUUCCUUUGAAGUGGAAAAGUGAUUACAAACCAAUGUGCAUUCAUCUAGCAGGGACAGGUGAUCACUAUUUUUGGCGAAGAAGGAAUUUUAUGGCUAAACCAUUAUUGAAAGAAGGUAUUGGAGCUAUUAUAUUAGAAAAUCCAUUCUAUGGUGUUAGGAAACCAAAAAAUCAAAUAAGAUCUAGUCUUCACUAUGUAUCUGAUAUUUUUGUUAUGGGUGGCUGCCUAAUAUUUGAGUGUAUAGUUCUUCUAAACUGGUGUGAAAAAUAUGGUUUUGGUCCUUUGGGAAUUACUGGAAUUUCUAUGGGAGGUCACAUGGCUUCUUUGGCAGCAUCAAACUGGCCCCGACCUUUAGUGUUAGUUCCUUGCUUAUCAUGGUCUACUGCAUCUUCAGUAUUUACAGAGGGAGUAAUGAGUGAGUCAAUAGAUUGGGAAAUGCUUCAAACCCAAUAUAAAUCCAAUAGCUUUCUGUGUAAUCAGCUGUCUAAACAAUGUCAAAUCAUUGAUAACCCCUUUUUGUGUGACCUUGUUCAAAAUUUGCUAGGCAAUAUUUUCAUUAGAUCUGGUGAACAAAAAAUAGAAGCAGUUAAGGAUCUAGAUAUUCUAUUACAUUUCUUUGAUGAUUCGAAUAUUCGCAUGUCCAAUAUAACACCCCACCAACUGAUCAAUGUUUUAAAUAAGUACUGUGAUAUAAAACACACAAUGUCUCCAAUAAAACAACCAUCGCCUAGAAAAGAGUUUACUUCUUUUAAUAUUUGGAAUCCACCUCAACGUCCCAAAUUUAACAAAAAAAUAAUGGAAGUAAAAAUGAAAAACAAAGAAGCCUUGUGGUUCAUGAGAGGUAUGAUGGAUGAAUGUACUCAUUUGAGAAACUUUUGUGUGCCUUACGAUACGUCCUUAGUGAUUUCGGUUUGUGCCGCAACGGAUGGAUAUGUUCCCAGGAAUGGAGUGUCACAGCUGGAAGAUAUCUGGCCCGGAUGUACUGUUAAAUAUAUUAAUUGUGGACAUGUUGGUGGUUACGUAUUUCAUCAAAAACUUUUCAGAAAUGCCAUUAUGGCAGCCUUUGAACGUGCCAAAAAAAAGUUAGGACCACCUCCACCCAGCGAUCUCAAAAUUUAGAAAGACUUCCAGAAAAUAAAUUAUACCUACGUAAAUAUUGUUAAAUUGAUGUCUAUAUUGAGAUAUAUCUAAAACAUUUUGUACAAUUUUUACUGAAACGAUUUAAUAAAAUAAUAAUAGGCUC